GAUAUUUUUCCCGCGGAACAUGAUCGCGGGCUCGGUUACGUCAUCUUAGCGUAUCCUCAAACGCAUCCAGGUCAAGGAAAAGCAGUACCGGACGGCGAAGGGAGGGGAAAUUGCCCGAGAAGGAUCUUCCCUUGAAUGAAGCAGUCAAGAACUCUUGGGUCCUCGAUCUGAUAUUCUUCGAUAUCGAAACCGUUCUUCUCCUUUUUCUCUCCUUGAGAUUCAGCUCGUGUUCCCUGGUUUCUUCUGCUUUAGAGGUGCUGUGGUUCGUGCUUUAGGGGCCUUUUCAUUGUCCGGUUAUUGGGGAAAGAAUGGUGCUCUCGCAGAAGAUCCAUGAAGCGUUCAAGGGAGCCGUUGAGAGGGUGACGGGCCCCAGGACGGUCUCCGCUUUCAGGGAGAAGGGCGUGCUCAGCAUCGAUGAAUUCGUCAUCGCCGGCGACAAUCUUGUCUCGAAAUGCCCUACCUGGUCAUGGGAAUCUGGUGAUCCAAGAAAGAGAAAACCGUAUCUACCUGCUGAUAAGCAAUAUUUGAUUACUAGAAACGUCCCAUGUCUCCGCAGAGUUCAUUCUGUUGAAGAAGAAUAUGAAGCUGCAGCUGAGGAUUCAGUUCAAGAAAAUGAAGAUUUUGAUGGAUGGCUUUUUACACAUGGAAACACCAAAGAAAAUAAAAGUGCUGUAGAGGAUUUGCCUUCCAUGGAAACACCUGAAACUGCCAAGACAGGGACUAUCCAGUCCAUUUCUACAUACUUUGGGGCUGAAGAUCAAGAUAUUCCUGACAUGGAAGAAUAUGAAGAUCCUGACACUCUGAACGAAAGUGAUGCUGCCACACUUGAUCCCUCAUACUUGGUGGCAAAUGAACCAGAUGAUGACAAUAUUUUACGCACUCGAACAUAUGAUGUUAGCAUCACGUAUGACAAGUACUAUCAAACUCCUCGGGUAUGGCUUACGGGAUAUGAUGAGUCCAAGAUGCUUUUACAGCCAGAGCUUGUACUUGAAGAUGUUAGUCAAGAUCAUGCCCGAAAAACGGUCACUAUUGAGGACCAUCCCCACUUGCCCGGGAAGCAUGCCUCCAUUCAUCCUUGCCGUCAUGGUGCUGUGAUGAAAAAGAUCAUUGAUGUUCUGAUGUCGCAUGGGGUUGAACCAGAAGUUGACAAGUAUCUUUUCUUAUUUUUGAAAUUUGUGGCUUCUGUGAUCCCUACAAUCGAGUAUGACUAUACAAUUGAUUUUGACAUGGGAAAUGCUAGAUGACCACUGAGAGUGCUAUCUUUUCUGAAGGUUCAGAGGAACCUCUGCUGCAAAAAAGUGUGGUAGUCCUAUCUUGGCUGCGACGGCAGCUGAUCUUGUUUUAUCCCUCCAGCUUCAUGUAUAUAAUCAUAUUGAUUGGAAUAACCCGGUGUCUUAAAGGACUGUAAAUAAUAUUUCUGUUGAAACGAUUGUAAAAAGGUGCAUCUAUUUACAUGUCACUUGCUGGAUA
Molecule: messenger RNA, 1470 nt
Organism: Nymphaea colorata (pocket water lily)
Lineage: Eukaryota; Viridiplantae; Streptophyta; Magnoliopsida; Nymphaeales; Nymphaeaceae
Product: autophagy-related protein 3
Exons: 10
Coding region: 309-1244 (311 amino acids)
Biological process (GO): autophagy of mitochondrion; autophagosome assembly; nucleophagy
Cellular component (GO): cytosol; cytoplasmic ubiquitin ligase complex
Molecular function (GO): Atg8-family ligase activity
Source: RefSeq, a predicted model, not a curated record